Molecule: messenger RNA, 10363 nt
Organism: Leptidea sinapis
Lineage: Eukaryota; Metazoa; Arthropoda; Insecta; Lepidoptera; Pieridae
Product: protein FAM117B-like
Exons: 8
Coding region: 205-1251 (348 amino acids)
Source: RefSeq, a predicted model, not a curated record
AUUAUGCACAAUACUUAUUAUAUUAUUCUUUCACAAAUUUUACCAAACAUUUUAUAUCACGAAAAUUUACAUGUUAACAUUACAAAGAAGCCGUUCGGCGUCAGGGGUUUGUGUUAUUUUGAUUGACAUUGAAGUGCUAUUUUAGUUUACAUAUGUUUGAUUGAUACGAAUUUAGUGUAAACAGUGAAACAAAGGGACGUAAAUAUGUCGGGUCGGGUACGAAAGCAAUCCGAUUGUCCCGUGGGCAAACAGGGACCAAUGCGAGCCACUUUACCUGUAUCUUCUAUAAUGAAGCAAAGUGGUGGUCUUAAAAAGAAUGCUGGAAAUAGUCCCACACUAUCGCCGACUAAUGUGUGGCGGCGGAUUUCUCCCGAUCACGCUCUAUCCGGCCAAAGAAGUCCUGGUGCUGUCAAUUAUAAAGGUAAAGGAAGAUUUGGGUCUAAUGUAAUUAGACGGACAGCUUCGUUAGAUACCUUAUACCAGAAAGGACAGUGGUCUAGAGACUAUUAUUUACAUGCUGGUCAGCUACAAAUUGAUAAAUCUACACAAACAGAUGAAGGAGGUGGGGUAUCAGGUCGAUCCUCAAGAAGCUCAGAUGAUGACAAGCUUGAUAGAUUCUUGAGGAGCCGUUUACAGCGUCCUCAUAAACCUACUGGAUCUGGAGAUUACUCAUCACAAACAAUGAGUCCUGGCAUGUGGUCACGGUUUGGAGGUGGUGGAGUACCAUUGCGAGCAGCUAGAUCUUCAGUAGAAGGUCUAAAUCAGGAAAUUGAGAGACUGGUACUAUGCCCUGCCAGUGGCACACAAACUCCACAUCUGGAUCGGUUAAAGGAUAAGGUGACACCAGAAGGACAUCGAGCUCCACUGGCUGAACUGCUGAGGCGCUCUGUCAAUACUCAAACUCCUCAUGAUCUCUGUCAUACCACACAUUCUUCAGAUCCAUCAUCUCGAGGUUCACUGUCAAGUGCUGGGUCAGCAGAACUUCUAGCUGCAGGUGGGAGUGUAUGUUCAUCACCGGAUCUCGAUGGCUCAAAACUUGGAACAUCGCCCCAGAUCAAUCGGUUCUUAGCUCGGGAACCGCCAGAUGGUUGUGAAAAGGUAAAUUUAAAGGCUGGAGAAGGCUCAUAUACCGAAGCAAUGUCGGUCAUGAAACCAUCAUCGCCGGGGUUCACGCUCCGGCCAUCACUCGGGUCUGCCUUUCACCCACUGCAACCGGCGCACCAAUCACAGUCUCCAACCGCACCACACUAACUCACCCCACUGUACUUAGGAACCUACAGGGAUAAAACAAGAGUUCACCGCGAAUGAAGCUGCUUAUGAUUUAUGGUUAUUAUUUGGUUACAGUAUAAAUCUAUAUUUUUAAUUGUUUAUUAUGAUCUUCCAUGACAGCAUGGAUUCAUAUUAUCUUUGUAAAAUAACAAAUCAGUUUAAAUAGUCUACUUAUUAACAGACAGUUAUGUGCUGUAAUAUUGCAUGUUACAAUUAUUAUUAUUAACUUAACAGACAAAAACAAGCGUUUGUUGGGAGGCCUAACAGUGCAAUAGUUCAUUGGCAUGUCGUGUAGUUUUUUUUUUUCAUAAAGUAGAUGAUGUGGCCAUUACCGCAUAUGAUAUGAGAUCGCGUGCUUAAACAAACAAGGUUGAUAAUAUUUGCAACUUAUUAUGAAUAAGAUAUGGCCAUUAUUUAAAAAAUAUAUAUUAAAAGAUAAUAUUUUUGAAUUAAACAGUACGUUCAGAUAUAUUUAACUUAGAUAAUUUAUGCGUCUAAGAUAUUGUUUCUUGCUGUUUGACAAAACAGGCCAGGUUUAAUACUUUAGUGUGCGUGACAUGCUACGUCUUACACUCGCGAUUUGUAUGACACAUUGUGUUAGUGUGCGUGCGUUGUUCAAAAUAGACUCUUAAACUCAAUUUUUAUCGAUUUUUUUCACAGCUGCCAUAGAAACGUAUAAGUGAUCUAAGAUAUUUUAUAUCAUAUUUUUUGUAGAUAACAUUCAAAGAUCAGCGUAAAGUUGUUAGUUGAACACAAACUGUUUUUUAACCGUUCUGGAUGGUUGCAGUCUAGAAUAAAAACUAAAUAUAAACCCCAUCAAAUAAUUUUCAAUAAGAACAGUCAUCGACUCUUGAAACGACUAUCGAACAGAGAUAAGUUGGACGUAGAUAAUUCCAGAAAAACGUUUCAAACCACAAUCAUGUCGAAAUUGAGUUUAGAAUAAAAUUGGUCACGUGAUUCAAAUUACCGGGCUGAGAAAAAAUGACAGCCCUACUCUCUAAAUUACAUCAUGACUUAGUAGCCCAAUCCACAUGUAUGGAAUAGACUAAUAUUUAUUAAACCUUAACGAAUUCCUUAAAAUGUGAUGUUUGUGGCUUAGGACGUUAUUCCGGGAAUUACGUCCAAUUGUCGUUUUUUAAUAAUUAGGUUGCACAUGACAUUCAAUUGUUAGAUCUCUGUGUCCUCUUUAUAUCUAGUUGUAUUUUAUUAAUAAAAUAUUAUAUUGCAAUAGUAAUGCCACUAUAAAUAUUCUUUUCAGUUUUUUUGAGAAAAAAAUAUACGGUGGUAAAGUUCACAUAAUUUGUUUUUAUAACAGCAAAUUAGGCGGUAAUCUUCUAAUAUAUAAAAUUCUCGUGUCAUGCUGUUAAACAUUGAACUCCUCCGAAACGGCUUGACCGAUUCUCAUGAAAUUUGAGUGCAUAUUGGGUACGUCUGAGAAUCGGACAACAUCUAUUUUUCAUCCCCCUAAAUGUUAAGGGUGGUCCACACGAUUUUUUUUUUAAUUUUUUUGACAUUUUUUUUUUAAUUUGUUUGAUUAUGAGUCAGCAUUAAAAAAUACAUACAACUUCAAAUUUUCACCCAUCUACGAUCAACAGUUACUUUUGUAUCGCGAUUUUAAUAUCGGCAAUACAACGUUUGCUGGGUCAACUGGUAACUUUAUAGAUUUUGAGAUUUUUUUUCUCGUAAAAACAGACAUUACUAAUUGUCAAAGUGGCAUUAAUAUUGUAGUCUAAUGAUUUAUGUUUUUAGCUUUAGACAAAGUAUUUUAAAUAAUCGACAAUUCAAUUAAGUUUAACAGCAUAUAAGUUUGCGAAAAAUAUUUUUAAUUACUGUAUAUAUUUCUUUAACUCAACUGUAGUACAGUGCUCCCAAAUUAAUAAUGCGCAUACAAAUCUUCGCUAAUGGGCGUAUUCCCGGAAACACCCGAAUCAUUCAAUCGUAAGAGCCCUAAACAAUGCACUUGCAUUUGGCACCUUGUGCGAAAGAAAUAGGGAGUCAAAUCAUGUGUUCACAAUACGAAAACAAAUCGGGCGGUCGGCUGUGGUAGCCGGCAGGGGGGUGCAACUUCCCUACAUUGGCACAUGAAAAAAAUUUGCAUUGAAAGUGCUGCCACCUAUUCUAUUAGGUACGCUGCAACUUCACCACGAUGGCGAUAAUUUAACAUACAUGAUAGAUGGAUAAUUGGAUAGAUGGAGCUAGUGAUAGCAAAAAACUCACUUAACUUACUUAUUAUAGACUUGACUAUCGUGUUGUAAUCAUUGCAUGGCUCUCCUUAAUAAAUGGUGACUGCUGAACUUAAUAAACGAACAAUUAUUUCCACCCACUCAAAACAAACAACAUGCAUUCAAUACGGUCUACAACAAUAUUAAAAACUACAAACAUAAUUAGCGCCAUCUAGCGACGGUACGCUAAGAGCGUAAAAAUAACGCAGCGCCAUCUCUUGGCCCGGGUUCACUGAUUUUACAAAAUAAAAACAUGAGUUGCACAUCUAUCUCUAGUAUAUAGUGUAUUAUCUAUGGUAGCCGGUCAGUCAGUCGUAUUUAAGUUUUGGUGUCGACUGCACGUGUUCAGUCUAUGUGGAAUUAUAUGGGCCUCAUAUUACACACCCGUCUUGUUAUUAUUAUUAUUGUAAUAUAAUUCUACUAAAUUAUGCAAAAGUAAUGCAUUUUACCACUCUAUAUAGAUAUCGUCUCCCGACGGUCGGGAAAUACGACCGUUGCCGAAAAGUGGCGAAGAUCUGUAUGCGCAUUAUUAAUUUGGGAGCACUGUAUACGUUUUUAAAACGCAUUACAUUAUAAGCAUUAAUAUGACAGACACGUUGAUCCAGCUGUGCGCGUGUUUCAGACAGGGUUGCCAGAUCGAAAUUAAAUACAAUUAUAUUAUUUGUAUACUAAUUAUAUCAUGUGUAUCUAGUAUUUAUACUUGAUAUUACAUAAGCUAAGUUUUAGCAGACUUUUUUAUAUAGUUGUAUAUAAAAUAACUGAUUCUUUAUAAUUUUUAUUUCUUUGAGGUAACUCUGAUUCUACGUAACUUGUUCAAUAAAUAAUACAAUAAUUAUAUAUUUUGUUAGUUUCUGUAAUAACAUUCGAUUUUAUAUUAUUUUCAAAGUAUACGGUAUUAAUAACCGUGUGCUUGUGGCAGCCCUAGUUUGGAACGUCAUAUUAAUAUUACCGGUUUCUACGUUACCCAAGUGGGUAAGGUGUUUGUAAAUUUCUCGCAGCAUUAGCUUGAUAUGAUGAAAUAAAUAAAUUUAUACGCGAAAAUAUGCAAGCAGCCUCCAACAUAUUAUAUUCAAAAAAAGCAACAAAAAUCAACAUUUAUUUGAUCUCAACUUGUAUAUAUUAUACUACUCCAAUUGUUUUUUACGGCAUAAGGUAACAAAAUGCAGCAGUGAAUAAAAUAUUUAGUGAUGACAUCGGUACAGUGUUCUAAUGAUAAAUAGCUUUAACUCUCGGAUUUGAAGGGAAUGCUUACGACAGACUGAUUUUUAAAUCUUUACACAUACUUUGAUACAGGUCUCUUGACAAGUAAAUUAAGAAAUGACUUAAGUAUUUGUAACAAUUUGUUUUAAUGUAAGCAUGUACAUUAUUACGUAAGCCUCUUAUUAUAAUAUCUAUACUUACUUGGGGAUGUCGAAACAAUUAGUUCAUUUUCUUUCAAUUGUAUGAAAAAACAGCAGCGCCGCGGGCGGUCAGUAAUGGAACUAAUUAUUUUACCGAUACGUACCUCUAGGCUAUAGAGAGCCGGUCAGAACAAAAUUCAUGAUUCGUGUAGGUAAUUGUUCAAUCGGUACAAAAGUAAAAAAUAUUUUGAAAAUUUUCAAACUACCCACAUUUACACUGAGGGUAAAUAAAAAAUAAUGGAACUAAUUUUUUUCUACAAAUACAUAAUGUCUGUCGGAAUUAAUUUGUUAUUGACACACUGAACAAUCUACAAUAUGUACAAACACCAAUCAAUUUGUAUAUUACGGUACAGCGCCCUUGGCGGUCAGUAAUAUAACUAAAUCUUUUAAACAAAUUUAAGGCCGCCUGAUGCGAAAUAAAUCGAAACUCGGAUCAAAUGUUAGUCAACAGUGUUCUAUUGCAACUUAAAAUCGAUCAUAAUAUUAUGUUAUUACUUUAUCAUAUUUUUAUUACGUUUAUUCUAUAUGUUCUUCCUUAUGAUAUAUCAAUGUGGGUAAUGGUUGCGGUUUGUCACCUGUCUGCUGCUAACUGUCUUAAUAUCUCGAUCUUUGAGGUAUCUGUGAAUAUAAUCGUGGAGUAUCUUAUAAAAAAACCUUUAAUCUCAAAAAUGUAACAAAUAAAACACCAAACGAUUGAAAUGCGUGUAAAUAGAUACAGUCUGAUAUUAAUUAUGUCGUAAAUUUAAUUUAAUUUUGUUUUUCUAAUCAUUGUGAUCAAUUUAUUUGCAAAAUAUUUUGAAAUGGAGUUAUAAUUGAAAGGACGUUAUAUAUAAAUAAACUAGGGAUAAAGCUAUAGAGAAUAAACUAAGAAUAUGCAAAAUGUUGACUAUAUCUCUGACAACACUGUCAAUAAAAAGAUAAUUCAGAUGUUUUUCGAAUGACUAUGCGUCCGAAUACAUUAAUCGUAAGCAAGAUGUCUAUUUGCAAACAUUUUGCAUAUUCUUGGUUUAUUCCCAGGUAUAACUUUAUACCAGGUUUAUUUUAAAGGCCGUAAAUGAAUUACUUUCUAGAAGCGUACAGAAAAAAUAUUUGUCAAGAAUCUGUAUUAAGUAUUCUAAUUGGGUCGCGGUAUCUGCUUUCGGUUAAGGUUGACAGGACCACGCCAAUGGAUGUCCUCAUUUUGGCCAAAAGCAUUUCAUCAUCGAGACUGAUAAUAUAGAAUGUUGAAAACAUAGAGUAAAAGUCUGGUCUAAUGUUUUUUAAAGGUUGUAAUUUUUCGACGGCAAAUAUAUUUUUAAUGGCUCACGUUUGGAAUAAAGUAAUUAUUGUAUUGCUCAAUCGAAAUUUAUAUUUAGGAGCCACGCUUAUGAACGGUGCCGAAUUUGGUUACGUAAACAUGUGAUGAUGAAACUGGCAUCGCUAAUAUGUAUGUACAUAAUUAAAUAUAUGUAAAUGAAUGUGAUAUGUAUGUGAAUAUUGACUACAGUUCGGGUUUGAUGGUUAAUGGGGUGCGUCACAAGAAUAACCAUGGACUGUCGAUUUACUUACUAUAAGGUGCUGUGGGUUCGUUAUAAGGUUUACAGUCUGGUGCGAAGUAUGUCCGAGCGCUCGCUUUCAAAAGACAAGUCUUCGAGAAUAAUUUUCAUGUGCGAGAAUUUGGAAUGAUUUAUUUCGAAUUAACUCAAUACGAAGUAUCGUUGGCAAGUCCUAGUACCUACUUCUUUCUGAUAAGACAUAACAAAACCUUGUGCAGUGUUCAGGACGACACGAUAUGGGUAUUGUAAAAUGACGGUAUUUAAAAAAAGGCGUAUAUACCUUAAUAAAAGGCCAGCAAAGCUAAAUUCCUCUGGUGUAGCAAGACAAUGUUUGCGGCGGUGGUCACUUAACAUCAGGUGACCCAUACGCUCGUUUGUCCUUCUCUUAUAUUAAAAAAAUAAGCAAGACGUUUACCUCAUGGUUAGUGAUAUGCCUUACCCAGUUCAGUGCUGCUCAGGGUUUUCGAAAAGCCAACAAUCUGAGCGGUAUCGUGACACAUUAGUUGUCCCAUCAGCUCAGUAGCAUCAUUAACUACAGCUUACAUACUUUGUUAGUUUAAACCGAAUAGCUUGAUGGCAGGCCAAGGCACCGCUGUGGUGUGGACACCUUCUUGAAAUUUUGUUUUACGAAGCCUCCUUACUGGGCUUUCUAAUGACAACAUUAAAAUAUAGUUUUUUUUUUAUAUAUGACAAUAAUUAUUCUCGAAAUCUCGUCUUUAAAUAGGAGCGCUCGAAUAUUAAAAUUCUCUUUCCUAAACUGGCUUGCCACAGAAGCAGGGAGGCGUUCCAGUCAUUUGUAAUCCGAUGAUACAUUUUUUUGUAAUUUAUUUCAGAUAGCAUUGCCGCGUAGCCUUUGUAGCAGUUAACAGGCAUUCUACAGUUAGAUUAUGCCAUUAAUCGAUUGCGAAAGGGUUUUAAAUAAGUUUUAAAAAUAGCUAUGGAUGAAAAUGCAACGCUAUCCGGCCAUGCUAUUUGAGAUGAACGUGGUAUGCGACGCGUUGUCGGUAACUGAAUAGUGUACAGAAUAAUUAUUGAUAGCAUAAGAUAUUAAAUGUUGAUACCGAGAAUACUGAACAUACAUUAAACGUAUGUAUAAUCGCGCAAAAAAUCGUAAGCAUUGAUCGUGGUAAAAAAAAGCCGAGCCAGUAUUUAAAAUCCAGAUUUCUGUGUAGUGUUCUCUCAUAAGUGCAAUAUUUAGGUGUAGUAGUAUCAGGGUGUCACGAGUUUGCUCUGAGUUGCUAAUAGACGGACGAACAUCAGAAUAGGGUUCCUGUAGGUCCCAAUCUAACCCUGAAACUUUACAAACGACCCUAGUGGUGACAAUGGAAUUGGCCUAUGAAAGUGACUGGCUUCAUGGCAUGACUGUACGGUUUGGUAUAGUGAAGCGUGUUCUUUAUAAAUCAAAAGUUGAUUAGUCUUUGGUAUUGAACAAAAUAUGGGCCAUUCGGAUUACGUCACUAAACAAAAUCAUUAUUUUCAUAAAUGACAUAAUUAUUGCUGAACGGGGUCUGUAUAAUUGUGAAAAUAAUAAUAUAAUAUAUGUUGAUGUGUGAACAUUUUGAAUCAUCUACAGUGAGCGCGCGAGUUGAAUGCUGUCAGGGCCUGGGGUAAACAGCGGGAGUAUCUCCCCGCACGCGUCGCCUCGCGCGCCUGCAGUGUAGUGCUGUGCCGUCCUUGUCAGUUAUCGUACACUUACCGUGCUAUAGCGUUAAUACUAAUUAUGAAUGAUUCAAGUCCAUCAGAUUCUGGUCAAAAUAAAAAAAAAACUUUUUUUUAUUCAUCGCCAAGCACGUGAGAAAUGGCGAAAAAUGUUUUAGUCAUGUGUGUUGAAGAAAGGCAGAACAAAAAAUUUAAAAGUAAUUAUUAGGAAAAAAUUUAUAAUAUAAUGUUUUCAUCAUUUUAUCCUAGUUUAUAAUAGUAAAGUUAAAGUAUUUCUUAAAUUUAUCGACACACUCAUGAUUAUGGUCAUCAAUUAUAAUUAGGUCACAUCACUAUCGCAUUCCUGAACUCUGCAUUCAACUCGUACAUAUUGUAGCAAAGAUUUUGUUCCAAAUUCCAACACUGGGCAAAUUAUACCAUUUAGUUUACUUGAAAUCAUAAACCCAUCUGUUAUGACAUGUCAAUGUAUACACUGAUCACGAACUGAUGAUAUUUAAGACAUAUUGUAAGUAUACCCUGUGUCUCUCGUACUAUCAUAAUUCCGUCUCCCUCACGCCGUCUUCACUAACGAGCCUCAGAGCGAACCUCGUGAUAGACUCACUGUCAAUGCUCGAUGUAUUUUUGUAUGUGCUACGUGCCGUGGCGGCCAGUCUCAAUUAUGUUACAUUCACGUAGUUUUCAUAUUAUUAUUGUGUAGUUGUUGUCACCUACACGUUCUCUAAAUUUCAUUAUUUUUUCAAUAACUCCGUGUGGUAGUCUCAUUGAAAUUUAUCAAGUUUUUAUGUGAUUAGUGUAUGCGAUUUUUAAAAUUGGACGUUAAUUACAAGAUACCACGUCGUGCAAAUUGUAAAAUAUCUUUUAUAUACAAAUAAAAACCAAAUUGAGCAUAUACCUGCCAAUCAAUAUCAAACUUCCAAUUAUUACGUUAGCCAUUUUUUACCAUUAUACCUUUCCCAAAUCUAAUGGUAGUAAAUGCUUCUUUACUUAUUAACAUAAGCUUUCCCAAUGAAAUUACCUUUUGUGAGAUUUAGAAUAUUCUGUACUAGCCGCUAACGCUUGUGAAACACGCAGUCAUGCAAGGCGGAAGCGGUGUUGCCGAUAUUGCUAUCUUUAUCGCACUUAACGAACUAGUUCUUAAAUUAAUGUUUAUUAUUUCUAGUUCAAAAUGAAUUUCAGCUAUCUUUCGAUCUUGCUGACAACCUCGUGAAGAUAUACAUGUUAAUGUUCUCUUUCUAAGUAACUUUAGUGCAAGACCACAGCUGUUUUUUUUGGGUGCGUUUCAAACAGAAAACUGUUCGAGAGAAAACAAGAAUAAAAAUUCUAUCUGAGAUAUAUCAGAAAUGAGUGCAAAUGUUAUAUACCAUUUACACGUGUUCUGUUAGGCCACGUUGAAUCACUUGUGGAUUGAAAAGGCGCAAUUUAAUUUUAUGAAAUAAAUGAGUUUGCUUGUUAAAAAUAUAUAUAUCUCUACUUUCGUAAAAAACGUUGGCGGCUGUAUAGAUAUUCUUAUCAUUAUUAGCUGAAAAUAAAUGCGUGCUAUCAAAUAAACUAAUUUUAUGAUCCCUUGUCGUUUUGAAAAAGCUGCAAGUAAACAGUUCUGCAUAAAGGUGCACAAGAAACCGUAAAUAACCGAUAUAUAUAUAUAUAUAUUACCAACGCAGUGUGCAUGCAGCUUUAUGUAGAUUGUAACGUUACAUAAAGAUAUUUUUGUAUGGGGAGGGCGGGCGUGAAGCGAGUUGUAAAAUAAAUUAACUUUGCUAGAAUCUAGAUUUUAUAGUUCUUUUAUAGAAGAUUAAUUAUUAUUUUAAUGUUUGCUUUUAGAUGUUUCAUAAGUUUGUAAUGUUACUAUGAUAUUAGAGUAAAUCGUAACAUUUAAAGUAAACCGAAAGUGCCCAAUGAUGUCCGUUUUGUAAUGAGCAAUCCCUUUGAUUAGCAUUUUGUUAAUAAUGUUUAGGCAUCAAAAUUAGUAAAUAAGAAAAAUUAUCGACGCGUUGUUGAGUUUUAGUUAUCAAAUUGUUGAGGUUUAUGAGAAAUUGACUUAAUUUUUUUACCUGCAGUGCUAAACAAAGGGUUUGUUAGAGGCAUUGUUUAACAUCAAUAUUAAUAAUGUCGAUUUUAAGUAUUAAUAAGAAUUGUUUAUAAUAGUUUUUUUUUAUGUUUCAAAGAAGAAAUUCUAAUUACUAUUUUUGUUUCCAAUAUUUUAUCACUUUUACCUGUUUUCAUUGUAUUAUAUCUUGCUGUAUUACAGACAUAUCCAUUAUACAGACUGAUUUAAUAA